Messenger RNA from Aspergillus pseudoviridinutans, 1308 nucleotides. RefSeq lists its product as uncharacterized. The record is from RefSeq and is a predicted model, not a curated record. Lineage: Eukaryota; Fungi; Ascomycota; Eurotiomycetes; Eurotiales; Aspergillaceae. The transcript is spliced from 2 exons. Bases 1 to 1308 code for a protein of 435 amino acids.
AUGCCUCCCAAACCUAGCAUUUUCUCCAUCAAGUCGUUUAAGUAUGUGGAUGUUUGUCAGUCGCAGUCGAGCGCGAGCCUCUGCGAUCUGAAAGUAGGAAAAGUCCGCGUCGAUUGUUGCUUUCUUUUGUCCAAGAUGCAAUGGGGCCAGCUUGAUGGCAAGGACUCUGGUUUGAUGUACCUGGAUUUGACCUUUCAUCAACCCUCCGACUGUAAGCUCGCCCAAGCAACCAUUACCAUGAACGUUCAUGAUCUCCAGGACUCUCCGGGGAGAGACACUCUCACGCGAGGCGCCCGUCCGGACCUUGAAAUAACAGAGUUCUUUGGCCCUCGGAUUCUAAGUGGCGAGAAACGAGAACGACAAGUAUCCAAGAGCUUCGAGGUUCAUCCCAAGAUCGGAGCCGCCGCAUUCAGUGCUGAGGGGAUCGGACUGUCAGCCAGGACAGAGGCUAGCUAUUCUUCGCGAUGGAUGUUCACUGGUACACGAUUCGCGAUCGCCGACCCAACUAAUUAUGGAACUUCUCGAUCCAGUCAGUAUCGACAGCUCGUUUGGCACCUGGAAGAAAACGACUUGGAACAACAGGCCGUUCACCACUCCAUCGUCCAUACUGCACUUGCAUUCCAUCAUGGCUGCGAGCCAUUCUAUCUCGAUCUUCAGAUUCAGAUCAAGAUGCGGCGGUGGCAUCGUCGACUCAUGCAGAACCUGACUUGUCCGCCACAGGGCCGAAAGUCAUGCACCCGAGCUAAAAUUGAGCCGCCCAUGACAGCGGCAGCAGACACUAGAUUUCCACAACUGGCCAGAAACCUGGACCAAGCCAUGACCGAGGCAAACCUGCACCCGGUGACUGAGGUACCGGACCCCAAACCCGCCAGCCUUGCACAUGGUGCCAAGGGCUGCGAGGAUGAUGAGGAAGGAACUAUUACCAGUUGUCGCCCUAGCGAACCUCUAAUUGAGCUGGCGCGACUGCUCACUGGACAAGAACAGCAUAAGCUAUGGACAGAGACCUCAUCAACGACCAAUGCCGGACAAACGGCACAUAGCUCAACGUCUACCUUGGUCGGUUCAGAGAUACUCGACGAGCCCGUUGAGCGAACAGAGACAAAGGAUGCUAUGACCGGGCCUAGUGGACCCCUUCCUUUGAAACAAGCUAGGCAAGUCGAGACGGACACUACACUCCAGGAUGAACUGGCUUGUUUGCUUUUUAUUGUAUGCCAGACAUCACGACUUCUCGCAGCGGCCAUAGGAUCGUUGAUACUGGGUCUUGGUAAGAUACAAGCAGCUCUUACUGGAGAAGGAAAAUUGAAUUGA